Molecule: messenger RNA, 1467 nt
Organism: Histoplasma mississippiense
Lineage: Eukaryota; Fungi; Ascomycota; Eurotiomycetes; Onygenales; Ajellomycetaceae
Product: D-3-phosphoglycerate dehydrogenase 2
Exons: 6
Coding region: 1-1467 (488 amino acids)
Molecular function (GO): NAD binding; oxidoreductase activity, acting on the CH-OH group of donors, NAD or NADP as acceptor
Source: RefSeq, a predicted model, not a curated record
AUGGCGUCCACUGCAAGAGACAUCAAAGGUAGCGCUGCUGGUCACGCUCGUAGUGUUUCCCGCAGCUUCAGCUUUUCCAUUUCCCCGUCAGCCGCCGUCUACUCCUCACCAUCCAGCCAAACCGGCAUGCAUGCUGCAAACCCGGCAGCCCUCAAACCAUUAAAACCAUUUGCGACUGAGGAUAUCAAAAUAUUACUUCUGGAAAAUGUAAACCAGACAGGAAGGGAUAUUUUGCAAGAACAGGGCUAUCAGGUCGAGUACUUGAAGUCCUCGUUACCGGAGGAUGAGCUGAUUGAAAAGAUCCGGGAUGUGCACGUCAUCGGCAUACGGUCCAAGACCAAGCUAACAGAGCGGGUACUCAAAGAAGCCCGUAACCUCAUCGUCAUCGGCUGCUUCUGUAUCGGCACGAAUCAAGUCGACCUCCAGUAUGCCGCGACACAUGGCAUGGCCGUGUUUAAUUCCCCCUUUAGUAACUCGCGUAGCGUGGCUGAAUUGGUUAUCGGCGAGAUCAUUUCCCUGGCUCGACAGCUGUGUGACCGAUCGAGCGAGAUGCACAAUGGGAUGUGGAAUAAAGUGAGUAGUAAAUGCUGGGAAGUGCGCGGGAAGACGCUUGGAAUCGUCGGAUAUGGACAUAUUGGAUCCCAACUGUCCGUCCUGGCGGAUGCGAUGGGUAUGAACGUGAUAUACUAUGACGUUGUCAAUCUGAUGGCAAUGGGAACAGCGCGACAAGUGCCCACCUUGCGAGAUCUUCUCAGUGAGGCCGAUUUUGUAACUCUACACGUCCCCGAACUGCCAGAAACCAAGAACAUGAUCAGCGCGGAACAGCUGAGGCAGAUGAAAUACGGAAGCUACCUCAUCAACGCCAGCCGCGGAAGUGUUGUCGAUAUCCCUGCUCUAAUCCAAGCGAUGCGCGAGGGCAAAAUCGCGGGAGCUGCGCUUGAUGUCUACCCCAACGAGCCUGCUGGUAACGGGGACUAUUUUAACAAUGAGCUCAACAGGUGGAGUGCGGAUCUGAGGGCAUUGAAGAACCUAAUCCUCACACCGCAUAUUGGCGGGAGCACUGAGGAGGCGCAGAGUGCGAUUGGCAUUGAGGUAGCCCAGGCGUUGGUGCGUUAUGUGAAUGAGGGUGUGACGAUAGGGGCCGUAAAUAUGCCUGAGGUGCAUCUGCGAUCCCUGACGAUGGAAGAGCCCAACCAUGGCCGGGUCAUUUUCAUCCAUCAAAAUAUUCCUGGCGUACUGCGGAAAGUAAACGAAAUCCUUAGCGAUCACAACGUUGAUAAACAGAUGACUGAUAGCCGUGGCGAUGUUGCAUAUCUGAUGGCUGAUAUAAGCGACGUUCAUACCAGCGAUAUUAAGGAUCUCUAUAACAGGCUCGAGAACUUACCAUGUAUGAGCAAAAAGUCCCGCAUCGCUUUCUCCCUCAUGAUGCUCUUGAGAAAGGGACAGAAACCGAAAUUUUUAAGCUAA